Molecule: messenger RNA, 1065 nt
Organism: Penicillium cataractarum
Lineage: Eukaryota; Fungi; Ascomycota; Eurotiomycetes; Eurotiales; Aspergillaceae
Product: ankyrin repeat protein
Exons: 1
Coding region: 1-1065 (354 amino acids)
Molecular function (GO): protein binding
Source: RefSeq, a predicted model, not a curated record
AUGGCAGCUCAAAGAUCUCCGCAGCUACCUUUGGAAGUGAUUCUUACAAUCGCAGAUUUCUUACAACCUUCGGAUCUCUUGAAUUUGCUUCAAACCAUUCCCCAAAUUGCUCCCCUUCUCAACUAUCGACAUAUCCAGGCUCGAGAUGAGAAUAACCACACCCUCUUGUAUCUAAUUGUUGAACAGGGGCUUGAUAACUUAAUUCAACCUCUCACUAAAUUUAUACCACAGAGCUGCACCCUUUACAACGAAGGAUGGACGCCUCUUCAUCAAGCAAUCGGGAAUGCCAAUCAACGGAUGGUAAAAGCACUGAUAUAUGCUGGCGCGGAUUUAUCAGCCCAGGACGAGGGCGGGAAAACGGCGCUUCAUCUUGCUUGCAAAGAAAAUGCAAUUGAAAUUGUUCAGUGUCUCCUGGACCACGGUGCAAACCCUUCCGCGGUGGAUCACAGUCAAAGGACGCCCUUACAUGAGGCGUGUGGACAGAACACGACUAUUCUGCGAAUAGUAACAAAAGCCGGCGAAGACCUUAAUCCCCGACGUUUGCCACGAGAAUUGACUCCCCUACAUCACGAAACUAUGUUAGCACGAGAAAGCCUUAUAAGGAUUCUUCUUGAAGCAGGGGCAGACCCUUCCAUUCCAACGGAGACGGGGGAGACCAUACUUCAUCGCGCGGCCCUCAUGAAUCAUGCCAAUAUUGUGCGACUGUUACUUGAAUUCGGCGUUGAUAUCGCUGUACGAAAUGGCCACGGUUGCACCCCAUUCUUAGUCGCUGCGAUUGGCGGGUCAGAUGAAUGUCUACAAUUCCUUCUCAAGGCCGGUGCAGAUAUCUCAGAUCUGGACAAUCAUGGUCGCAACGCAUUGCAUAUCGCAGCUUGGGCGGGCCAGGAGUCUUCAGUCCGGCUACUUCUGAAAUUAGGAUUGGAUAGCUCCGCACGGGAUAAACGUGGCCAUACUCCGAUGUGCUGGGCAGCUAAAUAUGAGCAGACAGGGGUUGUUCAAAUUCUAGAAGAUGCGCAAAAGAACCGAUUUGCGAGGUUGAUAAAUCGAGUGCGCGGUAAAAGUUAG